GGGGGAGUCAGCAAGGACAUGGCUCCUGACUCCUGUGCGGAACGUGAGUGACUGAGCGGCAAAGCCCGAAUGGUCUCUAGCGACCGGCCCGUGUCACUGGAGGACGAGGUCUCCCAUAGUAUGAAGGAGAUGAUUGGAGGCUGUUGCGUUUGCUCAGACGAGAGAGGCUGGGCCGAGAACCCGCUGGUUUAUUGCGACGGGCACGGCUGCAGCGUCGCGGUGCAUCAAGCUUGCUAUGGCAUUGUUCAAGUACCCACUGGACCAUGGUUUUGUAGGAAAUGUGAAUCUCAGGAGAGAGCAGCCAGAGUGAGAUGUGAAUUGUGUCCUCAUAAGGAUGGAGCUCUAAAAAGAACAGAUAAUGGGGGUUGGGCUCAUGUGGUUUGUGCCCUGUAUAUUCCAGAGGUACAGUUUGCCAAUGUUUCUACAAUGGAGCCAAUUGUUUUACAGUCUGUUCCACAUGAUCGCUAUAAUAAGACCUGCUACAUUUGUGAUGAACAAGGAAGAGAAAGCAAAGCGGCCACUGGUGCUUGCAUGACUUGUAACAAACAUGGGUGUCGGCAGGCUUUCCAUGUCACGUGUGCUCAGUUUGCCGGACUACUUUGUGAAGAAGAAGGUAAUGGUGCAGAUAAUGUCCAGUACUGUGGCUACUGUAAAUACCACUUUAGUAAGCUGAAAAAGAGCAAACGGGGAUCUAAUAGGUCAUAUGAUCAAAGUUUAAGUGAUUCCUCCUCUCACUCUCAGGAUAAACAUCAUGAGAAAGAGAAAAAAAAAUACAAAGAAAAGGACAAACACAAACAAAAACACAAGAAGCAACCCGAACCAGCACCGGCAUUGGUUCCUUCCUUGACUGUUACUACAGAAAAGACAUACACAAGCACUAGCAACAGCUCGAUACCGGGAACUCUGAAGCGCUUGGAAGAUACCGCAGCUCGGUUUACAAAUGCGAAUUUCCAGGAAGUUUCUGCCCACACAACUAGUGGAAAAGAAGUUUCGGAGGCUAGAGGGUCGGACAGCAAAGGGAAGAAAUCCUCCGCUCACAACUCAGGUCAAAGGGGACGGAAGCCGGGCGCGAGGAACCCAGCCGCCAGCACGUCGGCCGCCAGCCCCUUCCAGCAAGGCAGCUUUUCUGGAACCCCCGGCAGUGUGAAGUCAUCUUCCGGAAGCUCGGUGCAGUCUCCCCAGGAUUUCUUGAGCUUCACAGACUCUGAUCUGCGCAAUGACAGUUAUGCCCACUCCCAGCAGUCAUCGACAACCAAAGAUGUACAUAAAGGAGAGUCCGCGAGUCAGGACGCAGGGGUGAACAGCUUCAGCUCCCUGAUUGGUCUCCCUUCCACCUCGGCUGUCAUCUCGCAGCCUAAGAGCUUUGAGAAUUCACCUGGAGAGCUGGGGAAUUCCAGCCUCCCUACGGCAGGAUAUAAGCGGGGCCCACCCUCUGGCAUAGAAGAAGAAACUGUAAAGGAAAAGAAAAGAAAAGGAAAUAAGCAAAGUAAGCAUGGGCCUGGCCGGCCCAAAGGAAACAAGAGCCAAGAGAAUGUUUCUCAUCUCUCGGUGUCUUCGGCUUCUCCCACUUCGUCCGUGGCCUCGGCUGCCGGGAGCGUGACGAGCUCCAGCCUGCAGAAGUCUCCCACGCUGCUCAGGAACGGGAGCUUGCAGAGCCUCAGCGUCGGCUCCUCCCCAGUUGGCUCAGAGAUUUCCAUGCAGUACCGGCACGAUGGAGCUUGUCCAACAACUACGUUCUCAGAGUUGCUGAAUGCAAUACACAAUGGUAUUUAUAACAGCAGUGAUGUAGCAGUGUCCUUUCCAAAUGUAGUGUCUGGCUCAGGCUCGAGCACUCCUGUCUCCAGCUCACAUUUACCUCAGCAGCCUUCCGGGCACUUGCCGCCCGCGGGAGCCCUCUCCCCAUCCACCGCGGCCGCCGCGGCCCCCGCUGUCGCUACCACUCAGGCAACUCCCCUAUCUGGAUCUUCUCUUAGUCAGGCACCGUCUCAUGUGUAUGGCAAUAGAUUAAAUCCGAAUUCGUCAGUGGCAGCCCUUCUGUCUCAGUCUGAAAACAGUCAGACAGAUCAAGAUCUUGGAGACAAUAGCCGCAGCCUGGUGGGCAGAGGAAGCUCCCCCCGAGGAAGCCUCUCACCACGAUCCCCUGUAAGCAGCUUACAGAUUCGCUAUGAUCAGCCUGGCAACAGCAGUUUGGAAAAUUUGCCUCCAGUAGCAGCAAGUAUCGAGCAGCUUCUGGAGAGGCAGUGGAGUGAAGGACAGCAGUUUUUACUGGAGCAGGGUACGCCUAGUGACAUUUUAGGGAUGCUGAAGACAUUGCACCAACUGCAAGUUGAAAACCGGAGAUUAGAGGAACAGAUUAAGAACCUGACUGCCAAAAAGGAACGCCUUCAGUUACUGAAUGCACAGCUCUCAGUGCCUUUCCCGACCAUAGCGACCAACCCCAGCCCGUCCCAUCAGAUGCACGUGUUUUCAGCACAGACUGCUCCUCCUACGGAUUCCUUGAGUAGCAGUAAAAGCCCCCAUCUAGCAAACAGCUUUUUGCCUGAUAAUUCUCUGCCUGUGUUAAAUCAGGAUUUGACCUCCAGUGGACAGAGCACCAGCAGCUCCUCGGCCCUCUCCACUCCCCCCCCUGCAGGGCAGAGUCCCGCCCAGCCGGGCUCCGGAGUGGCCGCCGUUCAGCAGGUCAAUGGCGUGGCGGUGGGCGCGCUGGCCAGUGGAAUGCAAACUGUAACACCCACCAUUCCUGGAGUGGGUGGAAUGAUUGGCGCUCUGCCAGGUAACCAACUGGCAAUUAAUGGCAUUGUAGGAGCUUUGAAUGGGGUCAUUCAGACGCCUGUUACAAUAUCCCAGAAUCCUACCCCCCUCACCCACACAACUGUACCACCUAAUGCAACACAUCCAAUGCCAGCCACACUGACAAACAGUGCCUCAGGACUAGGAUUACUUUCCGACCAGCAGAGACAAAUAUUUCUCCAUCAACAGCAGUUUCAGCAGUUGCUGAAUUCUCAGCAGCUAACACCAGAGCAACAUCAGGCCCUUCUGUAUCAGCUGAUGCAGCAGCAUCACCACCAGCAGCACCACCAGCCUGAACUGCAGCAGCUGCAGAUCCCUGGACCGACACAGAUACCCAUCAACAACCUGCUCGCAGGGACUCAGGCCCCACCACUGCACCCCGCCAGCUCCAAUCCCUUCCUGACCAUCCACAGCGACAACGCCAGUCAGAAAGUAGCGAGACUUAGUGAUAAAACUGGGCCUGUAGCUCAAGAGAAAAGUUGACCCUGGAGAAGUGUCUGAAACGGCCUCUGCUGCGUCGCCCUUCCCUGGUGCUCGGUGCUCCGGCCACACCUGGAGAGACCAACUGCACAACAAAGAGUUACUCGCCGCAAGGACGUUCUUGUAUGGCUUGGAUUAAUUUCUCGUUGCUUUAUUGCACUGAAAUGAAAUUCCCUUAUCCCCACACCCUUACCACCCAUAUUUUUUUGAACUUUAAAAGAAAAUUUGAUAAGUAACUUUUAUCGAUGAAAUACUUUACAUGCAAUGAGUUCGUCAACCUAAGAGAAAUUUAAUAUAGUUGGUGCACAACUGAAUUUGUUCUGAAUGGGAGAGAUGAAAAGCAAAACUAAAGUCUCAAUCCACUUAUAAACUAUUUGAUUUUAUUGUGCAAGUUGGAAUAUGAGAUAUGAUCUUUUAUUUGGGUUAUAGUAUGCUUGCUCUGACAGUCAAAUCUUGCAUUUUAAGGAACUGCCCGAUCCUACUGGAGGUUUAUUGGUUAAAUAUUGCAAAUAAAUAGGUUGUUAACUGGGACUUGGCAAUCUUUGUUGUAAAAUUUCCUUUUUAAUGGGAUAUGGCCAAUGUUGGUAAUCAAGUAGGAUGGUAAUGUCUGCUUAUGCUAAAUGUAAUUUUUAAAAAAGUGUUAUGACCGACCCAUAUUUUUAAGCAACCUUGAGUUAAAUGAGUUCUAAGGGCUGCUGGGGAGAUCAGUUCAAAGCGGAAGACUUCUUUCAGAAAGGGGGCCACUCUGGGGUCUGCCGGGAGGGUCCGGCCUUGAUCAAGUGCCUGUUAUGUCCAUUGUGUGGAAGCGGCUCUGGCCAGCCGAGCUCACGAGAGUCAGUCCGUGCAGAGGAGGGCGAGUCGCGUGGCGCCAGCAGCCUUCCCCUGCUUCUGCCUUCACUGAAAACUUUCUAUGCCACUGUAGAUAGCUCAGGCAAAUCAGUACCUGGGUGUUUCUCCACUAAUGAGUCACAAGAAAUAGAAGUAGAUUCAGUAGGAAUUGGAACAAACAGUAAGGUUGCUACUGACAGUGCGUCAUCGCUACAGUUCCUGAAAACAGGUGAGAGCCAGGGUCUAGCUCCUCCCGUUCAGGCCGCCACACUCCCGGGGUGACAGAGUGGCAGCAGAGACACGAAACCAUCGGGGACGCAGUCGCUGGACUGUUCUGACACGUGUGAAUUAUUAGUGGAAAAGAUCCAGCUGUGACUAGACCUCCACUGUGUACUUAGCUGGAAGAACAUGUUAAUUCUGCAAUAUGUCUCUUGGUUAAACAUUGCACAGUUCUUACCUCAUUUCUGUAAAUAAGGUUUUGUGAAUCUGUUUUGUAUUGUGAAAAUUCAUAAAUAACAUUGAUAUUUUGAUUUGUAAUAUUUCUAAUUGGUAGAUUUAAUUGAAAAGUAAAAUUAAUUUAUUUUUAUAUGUUCAGGGGAAUUUUAAAGAAAGUCAAAUCUUUUGUAGAUAAUUAAAAAAUCGGUGUGGUUUAUUUUACUUAUUAACCCACUGGUUGUUAUUCUGUAACAAUUUGUAUAAAUGGUAAAUUUUGAAUGUGUUGUUAUUUUACCUAGAUGUAAAAUUCCACAUGUAUUAAAGAAAAUGUACAAAGGUUUUGUUAAUAAAAUUUAAUAAUGUUUAUAA
Sorex araneus (European shrew) is the source of this 4902-nucleotide messenger RNA. It is a transcript of the gene MLLT10, whose product is annotated as MLLT10 histone lysine methyltransferase DOT1L cofactor. The transcript has 23 exons. Gene Ontology annotation, biological process: regulation of transcription by RNA polymerase II. Gene Ontology annotation, cellular component: nucleus. The coding region runs from base 70 to 3273 and encodes 1067 amino acids. NCBI's taxonomy places the organism in Eukaryota, Metazoa, Chordata, Mammalia, Eulipotyphla, Soricidae. Gene Ontology annotation, molecular function: nucleosome binding; histone binding. The record is from RefSeq and is a predicted model, not a curated record.